Messenger RNA from Chanos chanos (milkfish), 2823 nucleotides. RefSeq names its product inturned planar cell polarity protein (gene intu). Gene Ontology annotation, biological process: cilium assembly; vesicle-mediated transport; nervous system development. NCBI's taxonomy places the organism in Eukaryota, Metazoa, Chordata, Actinopteri, Gonorynchiformes, Chanidae. The record is from RefSeq and is a predicted model, not a curated record. Gene Ontology annotation, cellular component: cilium; cytoplasm. Bases 1 to 2823 code for a protein of 940 amino acids. The transcript has 16 exons. Gene Ontology annotation, molecular function: protein binding.
AUGUUCAAUAUUGGCUCAGAUGGAGGAAUCUCUAGAUCCUUCUCCAAAAACUUGGAGGAUUUUGAUUCAAUACGAAGCGUCCUUCUUUACAGUGACCUUGAGCCUGAAUGGCUGGAUGAUGUCCAGAAGAAUGGUGAGCUCUUCUAUCUGGAGCUGAGCGAAGGCGAAGAGGAAGCAGUAUUGGCCCAGGUCACUGCCAGUCAUUCUGCAGCGACCAAUCACGUGCGCUUCAGCGAAAAGGAGGUAGAGAUCAUAACGGACGAUGCCAGGAAACGGGCGGACUCGGGGGCCAAGGGCAUUCCGAAGCUUAAGAGACUGGCCAAGAUAUUGAGGAGGAAGCGGCGGCCAUCGCAGAGACGAGGGGCUGAUGGGAAAGAGGGCGUGUCCUCUUCGCACCCCGCCUCCAUCCUAAAGAACCAGGCAGGACAGAGGGCGGGGGUGGUGGUGCAGCAGCAGCAACUGAAGGAGGUUUGCGUGUACCUGAACCCCAAACGGCUGGGGAGUUCUUCUCCUUCACACACGGAGAGAGGGGGGCUAUUGGAAGCAUUACUGGGCGUGGUACACAGGAGUGGAAACUGUACAGGACAGAGAGGGGAGAGACUUGUCGUGCAUGGCUUGGUACCUCACAGCCCGGCCAGCAAAUGUGCUCAGAUCCUCAUUGGUGAUGUCCUGGUCGCUGUUGACGAUGUUGACGUUACAUCGGAGAAUAUUGAGAGGGUUCUGUCUUGUAUUCCAGGCCCAACGCAGGUGAGACUGACUCUGGAGACGGCGUGUCCGGGGGGGUGUGUGGAGACGGCGGUGCCCAGGCAGAGGGCCUCUCCCCCGGUCAGUCAGCUCGUCAGGCUCCUGUGGAGGGAGGACACGGCGGAGCUCCAGAUGUCCAUAGGCCACAUUCCUCACAUCGUCAUGUACCUGUCACUCAAACUGGACUCCGAGUCCCCGCACGAGGAGCAGGAGAUUCUGUACCAGUAUCCUAUGUCCGAGGCAGCUGUUCCGCUUAAAGGAGUCAGAGGGAUUUUCCUCACGCUCUGUGACCUGCUGGAGAACGUCACAGGAGGGCAGAUUAUCAGUUCGUCCCUGUUGCUCAAGAAGCAGCUGGUGCAUGUUGGGUACUGGAAAGAAGGGAACAACCUGCUGGUUAUUGGCCUGCCUGCAGACAGGGUACCGUUGCUGUAUCUACAGACGGUUAUUGAGGGCGUCGUGCGCACUCUCAAGGUUAUGUACGGAUCUUUAGACAGCGCCUUCUGUGAGGUGGAGAAUGGUCCUCAGUUGGACCAUUUCUUCUGCCUGUUCUUCCAGCAGCUCAUCCAGCCCUCCAGACUGUUCGACGGCUCUGGCCCCUCCUCCCUGGACGUGUCGGGGACGCUCUUCCUGGACGGACUCCCGGCCGUCCGCUGGCUCACUCUACCCCCAGACAUUAAGGUUGAAAUUGAUACAGUUCUCUCCGACUUUGAGUCUUCAGAUUUUGGUGAUAUGUCUGAAGAUUUUUAUGGCAUGAGGCGUCUGUACGUCAUUCUGGGUUCCUGUCUGUUCUAUAAGGGCUAUUUGAUAGCGAACCACCUGCCUAAGGAGGACCUGUUAGACGUCUGCCUGUACUGUCAACAUUACUGCCUCCUGCCACUGGCCUCGGAGCAGCGGGUGGGACAGCUGGUGGUCUGGAGGGAGGUGUUUCCACAGAGACGAUCUCAGCCCAGCCCCCUGGUCACGCGGCUGGGCUACAGCGAGCCCCAGGGCCGCUACUUCCUCCUCAUCGUGGGACUGAGACACUUCAUGCAGUGUGUGUUACUGGAGGCCGGAGGUUGUGCGUCUCCCGCUCAGGGCUCCCCGGGGCCAGACUGCGUCUACGUGGACCAAGUCAAGGCCACCCUGCUUCAGCUGGAGGGGCUGGACGCCGGCAUCGAGGAGCGCCUCGCGGCUCCGCCCACCCCUUGCCUCUCGUGUGCCGAUUGGUUCCUGCCUGCCGCCGCCGGGCGCGACCGGCUGGACGCCAUUGGCAGCUCCCCCGUUCUCAGCCGGCUGGCCGGUGCCAUCAAGCCGUCUUCCGCCUCCCCCGGAGGGCGAGGGGGGGGGCGUAGCCUGUUUGGGGAGGCGGCGUCGGCCCUGCGUGGGCGGCGCCCCAGUCCGCAGAGGAGCCUGUCGGACAGCGGGAGCGAGGGCCAGGGGGAGGGGCCCGGGCCGAGCCCGCACUCCACCCCAGACUCCGCCCGCAGACUGCCCGGCGCCCGACGAGACUCUUUGGGUUCGGGGGGCUCAGAUGGUAGUGCAGGAAGCGGAGGUCUCUUUAAGAUCCCCAGGCUGAAGCAUCCAAACCCUUUCUACCUGGGCUCCCUGAGGAAGAGCCUGACUGAGAGAGAGACUGAUGACAUGCAGAGCGCCCUCAAGCUGACUGCCGGCGUGGAGAACACUCUUUUCCACUACGUGUUGAUGGAGACAGUACAGGGCAUCUUUAUCGCCCCCACCCACAGGGAGGUGGCCCAGCUCAGCGGCUCCAUCCAUCCGCAGCUCAUCCGUAACUUCCACCACUGCUGCCUGUCCAUUAGGGCUGCCUUUCAGCAGAGCCUGCCGCCCAGGGACAGGCGCGGUGCCGACAGACCACAGCGAGCUGGUGGCCUCGGUCCAGUUAAAGAACACGGGAUUCUCUUCCAGUGUAAACCUGAGAACUGGACCGACCAGAAGAAGCCAGCGCCCACAAUGACCUACUGGGUUAUAGGACGGAUGCUUCUAGAACCUGUCCCUCAGGAAUUCUACGUGUGUUUCCAUGAUUCCGUGGCAGAGGUUCCCGUGGAGAUGGCCUUCAGGCUGUCUUUCGGCUUAGCCUUGUGA